Molecule: messenger RNA, 1251 nt
Organism: Anopheles gambiae (African malaria mosquito)
Lineage: Eukaryota; Metazoa; Arthropoda; Insecta; Diptera; Culicidae
Product: basic helix-loop-helix neural transcription factor TAP-like
Exons: 1
Coding region: 112-1005 (297 amino acids)
Molecular function (GO): protein dimerization activity
Source: RefSeq, a predicted model, not a curated record
AUCGGGUCAACAACAUACCGACGCAGUUCACUCCCGUCCAUCGUUCUGUGCAGAUCAACCACUUCACAAAAGUGGAAGAAAGUGUUUGUGUGUGCCUUAAGCCAACAAAAAAUGGAACACUACACAAUGAUGGGCAUCGACAGGAUAACGACGUACGGGCAUAUCGCCGACAGUAGUGCUGCUGCUGCUGCUGCUGUUAGUGCCGCUGCUGGUGUCACUUACUUAUCACACUACCCAACGCCCGACACUUCCCUCUGCCGGAGCAGCUACAGUGCAUCCUCCCCGGGCACAAGUCCAUCGGUGUCCGGGCCCGAGCUGAGCCACACCAACUUUGGCCUCUCCUUUGCGGACGUAAUGUUCGACGGGGAAUCGUUCAUACAGAUAGACUCCUCCGAUCUGCACAUCUUUGGAUCCGGCCCGGCGCAAACACUCGGUGGAACGCAGAUCGGUGAUCCUUGUCCGGUGCAAAGUCUCCCCAGCUCACCCUACCCACCGGAAGAGUCGCGGAACGGACGGCCAGUUGAGACGAAGGCGUGCACUGCCAGCUUCAUAUCUACCCCGGUGAGCCGCACUACCGAUCACCGUCGGCUGUACAAGGCGCGCAAAUCUAUCUCGGCGGGUAAGAAGGACUGCACACCACCGAGUCCGACCGUGCUGAAGAAGCGACGGCUAGCGGCGAACGCACGGGAACGCAAGCGCAUGAACAGUCUGAACGUUGCGUUCGAUCGGUUGCGCGAGAUAGUCCCUUCGCUUGGGCCGGAUCACAAGCUGUCCAAGUUUGAGACGCUUCAGAUGGCACAGACGUACAUUAAUGCGCUCAGUGAUCUGUUGGAGCGCGGUGCCGAUGCAACGACCUACAGUCUGUUCGAUAGUCUUGAAUCGAGGGUCGCAUCGAACGAUACCAACAAUAACAGUAGUGGCGGCGUGAAUGGGCAGCAGUUGCUCGGGAGAGACGAUGACUCGCUGGACGAUCGAUUCUUGGACAUGGGAUAUGAUGUGAUGUGAAUGUGGGGAAGGUGGCUGAAGCGUGCUGGGGGCACCACGAAAGUAUAAAUCAGUGAUAUUAGGAAGCUUCAACCCGUUUUGUGGUCCGCCGUGUGCAGUGCGGUACGAGUAAGCAGUGCUCUAGUCCUAAGCGAUGUUUGUUUUGUCACUACUCUCCCGAGUGGAUGUGACCGAUAUUAUAGCGUUGUAUUUAAGACACAGCUGUGUGAAUGUAUAUUAGUGGCAUACAAAUAAAGAAGCAUCUAA